GGUUUUCCUUUUCCGUUCUUCUCGAGAAAUAUCAGCCCAGAACAUUCUUCUUCUUCACGAACUGGCUAACUCGCUGGAAAAGGUUGUGGACGAAUCCAACAAGAACCGAGAGGUGGUUCUUGCCCUCUAUGAGGCCUUAAACACUCGAGACGUCGACACCGUUCACAAAAUCCUUGCAACCGACCUUGAAUGGUGGUUCCACGGUCCCCCGACUCACCAGUUUUUGAUGCGCCUUCUCACCGGAGCUUCCUCCGACGAUUCAUUCCGUUUCGAAUUUGACCCUCUCUCACUCACCACCUUCGGAUCUAUCGUCGUCGUCGAAGGCUGCGAUCACAGCAGUUCAACCUCCUGGGUUCACGCUUGGACCGUGACGGAUGGGAUAAUCACCCAAGUGAGGGAGUACUUGAACACUUCUCUCACCGUCACCCUACUGGGAAACACAACCCAAUCUCCACCUUCCGAUUACAAUCCAUCACCGUCGUCAUCGACGGCCGAGAUUACCUCCCUGCAUUGUCCUCCCGUUUGGGAGAGCAGCUUUUCCAACAGGGUUGGAAAAUCAGUGCCGGGUCUUGUCCUGGCAAUUUAGUCAUUUCACUCUCUCAGAUCAGUUGCACCCGUGACUAUUAUAAAUAUAAUAAAUAAAAAAGAGGAGCUCCUUAUUGGUCUCCAACUUGCUUAAGACAAAGAGAUCAGGGAUGUAAGGCCCUGUUUGGUAGGGUCCUUUUGUUUCUAUUUUCAGUUUGCUUCGUG
Molecule: messenger RNA, 750 nt
Organism: Hibiscus syriacus
Lineage: Eukaryota; Viridiplantae; Streptophyta; Magnoliopsida; Malvales; Malvaceae
Product: wound-induced protein 1-like
Exons: 1
Coding region: 227-586 (119 amino acids)
Source: RefSeq, a predicted model, not a curated record